Symbiodinium natans is the source of this 2634-nucleotide messenger RNA. NCBI's taxonomy places the organism in Eukaryota, Dinophyceae, Suessiales, Symbiodiniaceae. The record is from the annotation of a GenBank genome assembly.
AUGUUUCCUCACGUUCUUUUUACCCGGUGUUGUGCAGAGUUGGUUGGGCCCUGGGAUGUUGUGGCUCAGGUCUUCAAUGCUACCCAACAUGACCUGGUGAAUCGAGGGUCUUCCUUUGCGAGGUCGCUGCCGCAGGCAAUGCGAUCGAAGUCGCUAGUUGUUGUGGAGGAUUUGAAAGAGGUGCACUGCGCACUGAAUCCUGUCCUGGCAUUCGGUGUUGCUGUUUCUGGCCUUGCUCUUUGCACUGCCCCGGACUUUGUCUCAGACAAACCUGAGCGUGUUGUGGAGCACCUUCACCCGCAGCAAGUCCCAACCUUGUCAGUGGACCGCAGAGGCCUCACAAAAAAUGCAAAGCAGGUUCUGGACACGGCAGCUGCGCUCAAACGUGUGACCGUGGUGGAGCCGAGCACCGAGGAAGGGUCAGACGUCUUCAAGGUCACGGCUAAUGACGAUUUGAAGAAGCCCGCGCUCUCCUUGCUACGAAUCCGACGCGAAGAAGGGGUGGCAGUUGAGGGUCUGGAGAGGGUCACUCGCCAGCCUCUGGCUGACACUUCUCGAGAUGCUCAGAGGCUGGACCUGGAUAUGCUCGUCGUUGGGGUCAGGUCGUCUCUUCACAUGGCCUUGCCUGCUGAUGCCUUCCAGCAGUCUCCGAACGCCAUGGCCAUCUCGGUGGAGCUUUUGAAGUCUCCCUCAGCAGAGGUGCAGUUCUUUGCCGCUUCGACCGUGCACCGCCUCAUCUGCCACACACACGACAAACAGGCUGCCAACUACGAGUGGCUCUUGCAAGAGGCAGCACGCGUGGCCCCUGCAGCACGCCGGGAGCUUCUAGCGGCACUGGCGUUUGCAACCGGGACGUCCCUCGCACCAAGGGCGUUGACCUUCCUUAGCCAUGCAGACAGCUGGUCAGUCGGCCUGGAUUUGUUGCUGGCCCUGCCACCUCCUUUACCAGAGCUGACGGGAGUCUGUCACCAGCUGGCUCCUCGCUUUGGCUGCGGCUGUGACGAGCGGCUCCUGUCGUGCGCCCUCAGGUUUCCGGAUGGCAUCGCUGAGACGCCGGUGGCGCAGCAUCUCGAAGCCGCGGUUGCUGCAGGUCGAAUCUACGAGAUCCCGAAGGCGGAACGCCUGCCAGGGCCGCUUUGCCAGCGUCUCUUCCAUGCUGCCCUUACUGCCUUGGCUGGCGGACAUGUGGAUGCCGCAGCAAGCGUCCUCUUGGACCUGCCGCCGUGUGGCCUGGACCUGCUGGAGCCUGCUGCUUUCCUGCUCCAGGCGCCUGUGAUUUCAACCCGCCUGGCGGGCGUUGAGCUGUGGUCCCGUAUGGUUCAGCAGCUUGGUGAGACCAAGGAUCCUCGUUUUGACAUCGCCUUCGCCCGCUUUCGGGAAUGUUUCUUCAUGGCUGCAGAGUGGGUUGACGGGGAGGACACAGAGCCCCUGCGCGAGGCCCUUUGGUCCUUGGCGGGGGCGUGGCAGCUAGCUUCGCCCAGGCGCGUGACCCUCGUUGAGCCGGCAUUUGAGGAUCUGAGGAAGGUUCUCACUGCUGGCGGCUCCUGGCAGCGCGCCGAAGCGGCCCUUUGGCUCCUGGCCGAGUACGCCAAGGGCGGCAAGAAGGAAGAGGUGCAGAAGGCUACUGAGGCGGCACUCCUCAUCUUCGCCAAGCUCCGGGACCUCCCCGAUUCUACAUUGCAGCCCCUGGAGCCCUUGGUGGUGUCCUCGUGCGCGCUCAUCGAAGCCCUGCCGUGCUUGCAAGCUGCGCCGUUCUUGCUGGACCUGCGUCUGGCUCGGCCACAGGCGCGGAAGGCUCUGCGGAGCGUCUGCGCCUCGCACCGCGCGGCCCUGAUGGGCACCGACUUGGCCAAGACCCUGAUGCGCCGUGCUCUGGAAGGUGAAGACGACCUCGUAGCAUCGGCCGCGCAGCUCCAAGACGCGAACGGCGUGCGGCAGCUGGCGCAGCACUGGGCCAAGCUGGCCAUGGAGGCGACUCCCCAGGAGCUGCCAAAGCGGGCGCGGGCCGUCUUUGCCGCCAUGACGCGGCCGGAGAUAUGCGUGUUGCUGAUGACGGACUGCGCCCAGUUUCUGCGAUUCGUGCCUCGAGAGGAGCAGGUCCUCUUCGCAGUGCGCAUCGCUGACUUCGCGAGCACCUCGCAGCCUUUGCGGGGGCCCGCGCUGGAGGUCUGGAUGGCCGUGUGGCCCCAGUCGGAGGGUGACGAAGACCUGGUUGCGGCUCUGGAGCAGUUAGUCCAGACGACGGCCCGCACCUCGGACUUGGCGGCGCCCGCCUUGACGCUCUUGGUGAAGAGCUUCGCCACCGCAACCUCCUGGGCUCCUCAGUGUGUGAACGCCGCCCUGGGCGCAGUGGAGGCUUCCGUGGCACCCGCGACGUCCCCCUGGCCCCUCACUGUGACUAUGGCUGCUGCUUACGGCUACGUCCUUCAAUGCGCCGCCACCAUCGCCAGCUGCCAACCCCUUCCCAGCGCGGUGUCCCUGGUGGGGGCUUUGGCCUCAUGGAGUGACGCCACCGAGCUCGGCCGCGCGCUGCGCGGGGCGCUGCUGUCCAACGAAGGGGCCGUGCGAGCGCUGGUUGCCCAGAGCGAGAACAACCGCACGUCGCAGCGAAUUAUACAGGCCCUCGGCCUUUGA